Molecule: messenger RNA, 1850 nt
Organism: Diospyros lotus (date-plum)
Lineage: Eukaryota; Viridiplantae; Streptophyta; Magnoliopsida; Ericales; Ebenaceae
Product: protein SRG1-like
Exons: 4
Coding region: 494-1576 (360 amino acids)
Source: RefSeq, a predicted model, not a curated record
CUCCAAAUGGCCAGAUAUGGCUGCCUUCACCACAGCCCCUUCACAGCCGAAGCAACUCUACUCAAUCCCUUUCUGUAAGUUCCUUUCCGCUCUCAAUUCUUUCAAAUUCCACUCUGCAUUUCAUCUCCUCACUUUCCCACCAUCCGAUCGAACGAACGGUCCAGAUCCCGACCAAGACGAUAUAAAAGAUAUUUAAUUUUGGUAUAUGUUGGCAUUACCUACGGCAGCUCCCGACCAAGACGAUAGCAUGUCGACUACUGUAAUGGCAGCUCAUCGACACCGCGCCCUUAAACGCGUGCCAUUAACCCCAACGACAAGCAAUAGGUUCUACAAGGAAAAGGAAAAUGUUCGCACGUAUCAAGAAUCAUUGCCCAAUUCAACGCUCCAGAUCGAUUUCGUCUAAGAAAUUCAAUGCUACUUAAGGCCAAAGCAGCUAAAACAGAUUGAAAAAACAAAAUUGUGCAUUGUCUUCUUUCAAGUGACGAGCAGCAGCAUGGACGGCAAUGGAGUUCCCGGCGACAAUUGGGAGACGGAGCCAGCCCCUCCGAAGAGUGUUCAAGAGAUGUCCGCAGCCGGUGUUGAACCGCCCAAGGAAUACAUUUGUAGAGACAACAAAUUUAGCCAAUUGGACACUUCCCCGCCUUUGGCCCCAAUUCCUGUGAUUGAUCUCAGUCUCUUCUCAUCUGGAGGGGAAGAAGAAGGUGAGUUGGAAAAGCUGAGGUCGGCUCUGAGCUCUUGGGGCUGCUUCCAGGCGGCGGGUCACGGCAUGCCCUCACAUUUUCUGGACGAGGUGCGGGAAGUCAUCCAAGAAUUCUUCAAGCUGCCAGGGGAAGAGAAGAGCAAGUACUCUCGGGCCGCCGGCGAGUCUGAAGGCUAUGGACAGGACAAAGUCGUCUCGAAGAAGCAGGUUCUCGACUGGUGUGACCGGUUAUCCCUCAGGAUCUAUCCGAAAGAUCAGAGGAAACCAAAGCUCUGGCCGGAAAAACCAGAAGAUUUUAGAGAGAAAAUUGUGGAAUUCGCAGCAGAUAUCAAGUCUGUAAUGGGUAUUAUAUUCAAAGCCAUGGCAAGGUCGCUGAAAUUGGAGGUGGAUAGCUUCUCAAAGCAGUUUGGGGAAAGAGCAAUCAUGCAAGGAAGGUUUAUCCUCUACCCACCAUGUCCAACACCGGACCAAGUAUUUGGGCUUAAAGCUCAUUCGGACAGAUCAGGGAUGACCGUUCUGUUGCAAGACAGGGAAGUUCAAGGCCUACAAGUUCUGAAAGAUGAUAAAUGGCUCACUGUCCCCAUAAUUCCUUAUGCCCUUUUCGUCAACCUUGGUGAUCAAAUGCAGAUAAUGAGUAAUGGAAUAUUCAAAAGCCCAAUGCACAGGGUGGUGACAAACCCUGAAAGGGGGAAGAUAACAGUUGCUAUUUUCAAUGAGCCAGAGCCAGAGCCAGAGCCAGAAAAUGAGAUUGGACCUGUUGAAAGUUUGGUGGAUGAGAAAAGGCCAAGAUUAUACAAAUCAGUCAAGAAUUAUGCUAAUUUUAAUUAUGAAUGCUUCCAGAAAGGCCUGGUUGCUCUUGAUGCGGCCAAAAUUUAAUCACUGAAAUACUGUAAGUUAUGGUUACUUGGGUGAAUGUCAAAAAUAAAAAAAUGCAAUUUUAUGAUGUUAUCUAUUCUCAACUAUAAGAACUACGCUUAUAUAUGUUAAAAAAAUAAAUUAGUUGAGUUUUGAAUUAGCCAAAUAGACUAUUGUAGAAUGUUACUGAUGAUCAUAAAUGGCAGUCUUGUGGUAUUCGCUUUGUACUUUCAAUUGACAAAGACAGUUAUGAAGAGAGGUCAAUGGACAUUUUGACGAACUUAAAAAUGAUUCA